This is a messenger RNA of Cylicocyclus nassatus, 2174 nucleotides long. The record is from the annotation of a GenBank genome assembly. Lineage: Eukaryota; Metazoa; Nematoda; Chromadorea; Rhabditida; Strongylidae.
CAGGGAACACAAGGAAAUUCGCACAGUCACAACGUCGUCACCGUGGCGUCGCGUACGUCUGAGAUGAUUGAAGUGAGGCAGGCAAACGAACCUACGCCGAUCGACAUCACAUAUACGAAGCGAUCACUAGACGUCUUGGAAUCUGAAGAGCAGUUUGCCGAUUUGACUAUGCUGGAGAAAUGUCGCUACUGUGGAAAUGAUGACGCUAAUUUGUUGAAGCAGUGCCUGUCUUGUGGUUCCGUGGCAUACUGUUGCGACGAACAUCAGCAGUUCGACUGGAAGCGUCACAAGCCAAUAUGUAAACAGGCUCAAGCGGAGGUAGAGCGGCGUCUGGUAUCAUCCCCUACAAGGCCAUUCUCGCACACAACGCAUACGCAGACCGAAACACUUAGCACUUCAUCUACACCAAGUCCAGAGUUGAACACACCAAACAGUGAAGCAUCUACUUCAACAGCUAGAACUAAUUCACCAUCACCGGGACCUUCUACUUCCGCUACAUGUUCUGAGGAAAGACUGAUACCGACUGAUGACCCAGACAUUCAGAUAAUCGAGAGCCCAAACAACAGGAUUUCUGCGGGAGGACUGGGCAGAUGUCGGAAAAGACCAACGCCUUCAAACGGGGUUAUUUUCAAAGACCACCUCAAGAAUUUGGUCUACAAUACCACGCUCCAGGAGCAUCAAGCUAUGAUGAAGAAACGAGGUCUUACUUUGAACAUUCACCAAACACUCGUCCUACGACUCAGGUAUAUUGCUGAGUACGUGAUUCGGAGUCUAAACGAGUUUGGAUGGGCAGUAGUCGACAAUUUUCUCGGUGACGAACAUUGCCGAUUCACGUACAAAGAGAUAAAGUGUCUCUAUGAGCGCGGAUUGUUCAGCGCUGGUCAACUGAUGGAUGGAAAGAACAAGGAUGAAUACCACGUCAAGGAUAUCCGUUCAGAUCAGAUCUACUGGUUUGAUGGUGCUGAUCCCCGUGCUAGUGAUGCUGCUACUGUCCGUUUACUUGUGUCCAUGAUCGACAGUGUCAUUCAGCAUUUCAAAGGAAGGCUUCCACCAUAUGACAUCAGCGGGCGAUCGAGAGCCAUGCUUGCUAUAUACCCUGGCAACGGCACGAGAUACAUAAAGCAUGUGGACAAUCCAGUGAAAGAUGGACGAUGUAUCACAACGAUUUAUUAUUGUAACGAGGAUUGGGAUAUAAACAAGGAUGGAGGUACACUUCGCCUUUAUCCCGAGUCAUCCAUGAUUCCUAUGGACAUUGACCCAAAAGCUGAUCGACUAGUAUUCUUCUGGUCUGAUCGGCGCAAUCCGCACGAGGUCAUGCCGGUGUUUAGGCCUAGAUUUGCUGUUACAAUUUGGUAUAUGGAUAGAGAGGAGCGGCGGAAAGCCAUUGAAGAGCAAUCACAUGAGAGUGAAGACAUUGACUCAACUAUGAAGUUGGAGAGAAGAACACAACGUAAGGUAACUCCACAGCCGAUGCAGCGCCUUAUGAAAGAAGAGAUGCGAGUGUUUCCGGGGACAUCUUCCGAGCCAACACUGGCUCAGCUUGCUCCCCCUGACCACGACGAAUUCUCAUUGCCAUCCACCAGUCAAUCCGCAGCUGCUACAACUAGUCACUUCGUUGCUGCUCCGAGCUCCAUAAGAAAUACCUCCGUUCCUCGAGCUUCUAGUCUGUAUUCCCUUGAAGAUGAGGAUGAAAAUCCUCCUCCCAAAGUUCAUCCACCAGAUUUUCAGAUCUAAUUUGAGCCAUACGCAUUGUUUAUGAGAGUUCCAGUCAUCAACUUACAUAUUUCAUUAUUGUAUCACUUCAUCGAAUGAACAUUAGUUUGUCACUUACUAACUCUUUGAUGUUAUCUUUCAAAGAGUUUGGCUGAUCUGGUUCCCGACGGGUUUCCAUUUGAGCGCUUGAAUAUGCUUGUUUUGGGGUGUGUGCGCUUGGCUUUUUGUUGUCAUUUUUUUGUCGAUAUUUUUUCUACCUAUGUAUGAACUAGUAAUUAUUUCUAUUUUCAACUUCAAAUGCGGCUAUAUACAUAAAUGAGCACGUUCGUGUCCAUAAUUCCCCCUUUCUGUAUAUUCUACCAGUCGUCGCGCUUGUGUGUUGAGUUUCCCUGUACAAAUUUGCUUCAUUCCAUGUUGCUUUUGCAUAGCAAUUUUAUUACUAGUAAAGAUUGACACUGUUC